Molecule: messenger RNA, 465 nt
Organism: Nematocida ausubeli
Lineage: Eukaryota; Fungi; Microsporidia
Exons: 1
Coding region: 1-465 (154 amino acids)
Biological process (GO): translation
Cellular component (GO): cytosolic large ribosomal subunit; ribosome
Molecular function (GO): structural constituent of ribosome
Source: RefSeq, a predicted model, not a curated record
AUGGCUUUUUAUAAAUUUUUUAUAAAUUUUUACCCCCAGACAAGAGUAAUGCAGGACUUAUUAACGACUACUCCAUUAGUCAAGAUUAUCGCAGUUAAGAAGACAAACAGAAAGUUCAACAGAUUCCAGAGCGACCAGUUCAAGAGAUUAAGCACCUCCUGGAGAAAGCCAAGAGGUAUUGACAACAAGGUACGAAGAAAGGUAAAGGGUACCAUGGUCAUGCCAACUGUAGGAUUUAAGGCCGACAAAUUAGUAAGACACUUACUUCCAAACGGAUUCAGAAAAGUAAUAAUCCAGAACGUCAAAGACUUGGAUGCACUUAUUUCUCUAAACAGAGUGUACUGCGGAGAGAUCGCCCAUGCAGUUGGUGCAAAGAAGAGAAUAGACAUUGUCAAGAGAGCAGCAGACCUAGGAAUUGUCCUUACCAACGGAACUGCAAGAAUUGCAGCACAGAAGCUUGAUUAA